Molecule: messenger RNA, 1668 nt
Organism: Amaranthus tricolor (Joseph's coat)
Lineage: Eukaryota; Viridiplantae; Streptophyta; Magnoliopsida; Caryophyllales; Amaranthaceae
Exons: 2
Coding region: 1-1668 (555 amino acids)
Biological process (GO): DNA integration
Molecular function (GO): nucleic acid binding; RNA-DNA hybrid ribonuclease activity
Source: RefSeq, a predicted model, not a curated record
AUGGCGAUCAGGAAACUGAAACCAUACUUCCAAUCCCACCAGAUCAUCGUCAGAUCCAGCCAACCUGUGAAAAAGAUUCUGGAAGGAAAAAACAAAUCAAGCCGUGUCACUGAUUGGGCUAAUCAACUUGUAUAUUUCGGCAUCGAAUACGAACCACGAACAGCGAUCAAAGCACAAGCCUUGGCUGACUUCAUUGCCGAAAGCACUAUCCCCCAACAGCCUGAACCUAAUCAAGAAUGGAAGUUGUAUGUAGAUGGAUCCUCGACACAAUCAGCAAGCGGAGCUGGGCUGCUGAUCAUGUCUUCUGCCGGGGUCCGUAUGGAAAGAGCGGUCAAAUUCGAGUUCGCGGCCUCUAACAAUGAAGCAGAAUACGAAGCCCUACUCAUGGGGCUCAAAAUCUACUAUGAGGCAGGGACUAAAAUAUUAUCCACUUUCUCUGAUUCCCAACUAAUAGUCGGACAAGUGAAUGGGGAAUUCGAAGCCAAAGAUGACAGUAUGAAGAUGUACUUACAAGAAGUAAGAGAAUUUGUCAAGAAAUUCGACAAAUUCACAUUGAUCCACAUUCCAAGAUCUCAAAACGCACAGGCCGAUUCCUUGGCAAAACUCGCCAGCUCAGCUGAAACAUCCGCGGCUCACGAUAUUAUCUGUGAAGUUCUUCCAAACCCCAGUAUCAACCUCAUGGUUAACACCAUUGAUAGAUUAGAAAUGUGGACGGACCCAUACAUCAAAUUUUUGCAAAAUCAGACGCUCCCCCAGGACAAGAAUCAGGCCAAAGUGCUUCAAAAGAAGGCCAGAUGGUUCGAGCUCCACGAAGGCACGCUCUAUAAAAAAUCAUAUACCCAUCCCCUUUUAAAAUGUGUUUCUCCUGAAGAAAGAAACUACAUCCUUUGCGAAAUACAUGAAGGCGGAUGCAGCAUACAUCAAGGAGUACGAACUGUCAUUGGCAAAGUCCUCAUAAGCGGAUAUUAUUGGCCCUCUCUCAGGAAAGACGCGAAAGCCUUGGUCAAGCGAUGUCCCGAAUGCCAAUACCACUCAAAGAUAAAAAGGAAACCCUCUAACUACCUGUCCGUCAUGCAAGCCGUCUUGCCAUACGGCAUUCCUCGUGUGAUCAUUACCGACAAUGGAAGACAAUUUGUCAGCAAGAACACAAUACAAUACUAUGACAGAUUUGGCAUUCAAAUCCGAUUCAGUACCGUAUCUCGGCCACAAACAAAUGGGCAAGUUGAAUCAACAAACAAGAAGAUCCUAAACGGCAUCAAAAAGAAAAUAGAGGGGGUUAAAGGUACUUGGGACGAAGAACUACUCGGUAUCCUAUGGGCAAGCCGAACAACCGUCAAAGAAGCAACAGGGCAUACCCCAUUCUCUCUGGUAUAUGGGUCUGAAGCCGUGCUUCCAGUAAAGAUAGGCAUACCCUCCACAAGGAUUACCUACUACUCACACGACGAAAAUGAACAAGGGAAAAGGGAGAACUUAGAUCUGCUUCCAGAAACACGGGGGAAUGCAUUGUUAAGAUUCGUGGCCCAAAAACAGAAGAUGAUUCGCAGCUUCAACCGACUCGUCAAAACUAAACACGUUCAAAUUGGCGACUUCGUCCUAUGUAAAGUGGAGGCCACGGGGAAAAUCGUAGAUGGGAAAAUCGUAGAUAAAGGGAAAAUCGGAGCCAACUAG